UCUACCUACCUGAAAAUAAUAUUGUGAGCUGGCAAUUAAUCAUCUAUUGUAGUUGCGAAAGAAGGACAUCAAGUUUUCAUUUAGGACGGGGAAGAACAAAGCAAACAUUCAGCAAAAGAGUCGACUCAGAGCUUCUCCAAAAAGCAAGAAAAGUGAUGAACGUGAUUUUACUGGUCAGCGUUGUUUUGAUGACAAUAUGCUUAGUGAAUGGCACACCUUUCAAGGGACCGUGGGACUUUGACGACCUGGCUCGGUACAACAGAGCAGUUCCUUCGAAUUACGAACCUGUGGGUUGUUUCAGUUCUGGGAAACUGAAAAAGGCGAAAGUAUUUGGCAAGAAGGGGUACAAGAAGAUUAAGGCCGGAGCAGAGAAACUUAUUGACCAGUGCAGUGAGAGCCAGGACUAUGCAAUCAUCGGAAUCCAGAAGAUAAAGAAAAACAUUUUGUGUUUAAAUGGAGACUUAGAAAAAUGGGAUCCAAAUAAUUUUAAAAUGCAGAACGAAAGCAAAUGUCCAGGUGGAGCCGGAUCGAAGAAGACAAUCUCCAUUUACAAAAAAAGCGUUAAUCCAGGGAUUAUAUCCGAUGGGAAGUGUAGAUAUGGCGACAAAGUAUUCAAUGAUGGAGAAGAAGCUCCAAUAUAUCACAAGACGGACGAUUAUUGUGAAUUGUGUGAGUGCAUAAAAGGAAACCUGACUGACUGCAUGCAUAUCAAAUGUGACACUGGAUUGUUGGGCUGUAAAGAAAUUGUUUAUCCAAAAGAACCAGGGGAGUGUUGUCCGAAAUGCAAAGCGGAACCUUCUAGGAGGAAGUGCCAUGGCAAGCAAUCUUGGUUGAGUUACGAAGAUGACAAGUGUUUGUUUUGCGAGUGCCAUGGGCAAGUUUCCGCGACCUGUCGCGUUGUCAAACCUAUGUGCCCAGCUGUAAGUUGCAAAGAGCCGGUAAUCCCCGACGGAACGUGCUGUCCAUAUUGCGAACCACAAACAACUCCUCCGCCAGUGUUUACAAUCAAGCCAACGGAGGAGAGACCAGAGCCAACCUUCCCUUUUCCUUUCUGAUGCGAAAUAAGAGGUGCAGAUGAUCCACGGGAAUUACUGUCUUAUAGAGGCUCCUCACCCUACGUUAACUAUUGUAUUCUGCAAAUGUUAUGUUCUUUUAUAGUAGUUACAACCAGAAAAAAAUUAAAAACGUUAAAACUCAA
This is a messenger RNA of Stylophora pistillata, 1198 nucleotides long. RefSeq lists its product as uncharacterized. Gene Ontology annotation, molecular function: protein binding. Lineage: Eukaryota; Metazoa; Cnidaria; Anthozoa; Scleractinia; Pocilloporidae. The record is from RefSeq and is a predicted model, not a curated record.